Molecule: messenger RNA, 3087 nt
Organism: Ceutorhynchus assimilis (cabbage seed weevil)
Lineage: Eukaryota; Metazoa; Arthropoda; Insecta; Coleoptera; Curculionidae
Source: the annotation of a GenBank genome assembly
GUCGACUUUUUUUUUUUCGUGUCUAAACCCAGAUUUUCUUAUCCAGUACUAGUGAACUAUUCAAUUUAUUUAUUGAUAAAAUCUAUCUCAUAUGACUCUGAUAAAAUGGAGUAAAGUUUAAUGGCAGAGGUGCAUGUUAUCGGACAGGUAACUGAAGCAAAAGAAUUUCCCAAACAGGAAUUGUUUUGUAAAUGGUAUCUACAAGCUGGUAAAAACUGGAAAGUGAUAGAAGGCAAACAGGAAGGCCAAACUCAAGUCUCCUCUUCACAAUUCACCGAAACUUGCAAUUGGUCUUAUCCAAUCGAUAUUCACUUGGCUACUGCUGGAAUCCAAGGUUGGCCCAAAAUCUACCUGGAAGUUUACCACUUGGACUGGUUCAAUAGAGCCCAUCUGUUCGGCUACGGACUGGUAACAAUUCCGACCAGUCCAGGACGACAUACUUUGGACUGUUACACUUGGAGGCCGAUAGGAACGCUCAGAGACCGAUUUGUCCAGUACUUUUUGGGCGGUGGCUCUCAACUUAAAUAUCCCGAUUUGAUUUUUUCUCCCGAAAAACGAACGAUGUGGACCAAAAUAAUCAUCAUAACACUGAUUUGUGCCAUGGAAUCAUCUACAAAGAAACCAACUAAACCGUCAACUACCUUAUCAACAACAGAGAAUAUCGAUUUUAGCACCUUAUCAACAACGAUCGAACCUCCAAAUAUCAGUACAUUGGCCAGUUGUGAUAGUAGUAAUAGCACUGAUAAUUCUGAUAAUUGUACGCAAUCAAUUAAUGCAACGGCACAAAUUGAUACAAAUUCAAAUAGUACAAAAAAUAGUAAUGCUACUAAGAAGAAUGAUCAUAAGAAAUAUAAUAAGGAAAUUAGUAUUUGCGCUUGCAAUUUACAGGUUUUUCAAGCAUUCCAAGAUAAGUUUGGAUUUUAUUCCGAGACUGUUAAGUGCUUUAAUCGACUCUUGACUAUGCAGAUACGGUCACCGAUGUAUCCCCUCCUUAACCUUAACCUUAACCUUAACCUUAACCUUAACCUUAACCUUAACCUUAACCUUAACCUUAACCUUAACCUUAACCUUAGCCUUAACCUUAACCUUAACCUUAACCUUAACCUUAACCUUAACCUUAACCAACCCACUAAAAAAAACUUUAAGUCAAGAGAAAUCGAAUGGUGCAAACCGCAGGGCGAUAUUUGCGAUAUGAAUUGUUGCUGCGACCCUGACUGCUCCGUCACAGAAAAAUCCGUGUUCAAAUAUUGCAAAAUUGACGAAAAUAGAUAUUUUGACGAUAGAUAUUGUAAUUACAUUGAGCAAAUUUACGUCAACAAUACAAUUUUUGAAUGGGAAGUAAAUCAAGACGGUCUAUUUUGUGCAAUUAGUAACAAUUUGCCUAAACUGAAUUUAAUCCAAAACGAAAAGCCAUUUAGUUCACUGGAAGAACACCGACCGAAGGUUCAUUUUUGGAAAAACCAUCAUAAUAAUCAACAGGAAUAUUCAAAGAAACUUAAAAACUACAAGUUUGGAGAUCCAAUAAUGAUAGUUAAUAACGAUUCUACAAUUAAUAUAAUGACCAUUCCUAAAAACUUUCUAAUUGACACUUGUGUACUCAAAGAAGAUGUUUUGUACCUGAAAAAUGACGAGGGCACUUGUAGUCAGUUCAACAUAGACGAAAAUAAUGCUAUGCUGUCGUUUGCCACGUAUUUUCAAGAUUUCAAAGUAAUCAUUGAACCACAAUUGGUAAACUUGACAAAAUGGAAACUGGAUUUUUAUAUGGUAAAUUGGCUAAACUGGGAUUUUUCUGGUUAUUGUCCAAAUUGCCCAAAGAACAUCUGCAUCGAAAUAGAACCAAAACUUUGCGACAUUCAUUUAACUAAAUGCUCUCGACUGGAACCAAACACAAACAUUAAAUUUCAAUGCUCUUUCAAUUUAACAAACAACUUAAACAACUGCCAAAACGCCAUAAGAAAAAUCUAUUACAAAUUUUACCAUAACGCCACUCAUUUACAUAGAAUUGAAGUUUUGGGCGCUUUAAGUAAUUUCAGUUAUCACUCCGGCAGCGGUUAUCAAUUUUCUCAAGACUUUUUGAUGGAAUUUUUAUGGAUAAAUCACACUAAGCAUAACUAUUCGAAAAUAUUUAGUGGAAAUCCGGGCUAUAUUUUUGGAAAACCCAUUCUAAAAGGAAUAAAAUUGUUUAAUGGAACUAUGCAAAGAAACUCUAGUGAGUUUAUAGACAAUUUUUUGGUUGUUCCCAAAAAUAUUGAUGGAACAUGUGUUAAGAAUCAGACGUUUUAUACUCCAAUAGAGUUUGGUUAUAAUCUAAUAACAAAAUGCUCAAUUACAAUUGGGAAAAGUUUAAAAAACAUAAAAAAUAAUGCAUCAGAAAUAUGCAAAGAUAUUCAAAAGAAUGUUAUAUUUGAUUUAUGGAAUAUUCCAACUCAGAAAAAUCACUCUUUAAUAUUUGGUACUUUUGGUAACGCUUUGCCAGAUAAUUGGAAUGAAGUUUCCUAUGAAAUGAAACCUAAUUUACUCCUUAAUAAUAUACAGGGUAAAUUUUUGAAUAAUAAAAAUACCACUUUAGUUUGUUACAAUUUAUCUAGAUUAAUUGAUAUAGAAAUAUUUUAUUCUAGACUAGAUUUAAAGAGCGUUUUGAACCAAAAUAAGAUUUUAGGAGUGAAUUUUGGUUUUAACGAUUAUUUUAAUCAGACUUUUGAUGUUUUGUGCAAAAAUUUAUUACUAGAAGUGACUAGCCGAGUCAGUUUUUACGAUUUUACUAGAAAAAAAGUGAAAAAGUUUGUCGAUGCUCCUAAUUUUGAAGUACGGUUGCCACAUGACUUUUUCUAUCCAUUUAUUAAGGUUGGUAAUACUGGAGGAAUGUUUAUAUUGCCAAAUUAUGCACUUUUUGUAACUACUGCCAUUGGCUGUUUUUCGUUGUGGGCGGAGCUUGUUGAGGGCAUCGGCCAAACAUAUAAAAAGAGCCAUUUUCAGGCCAAAGCAGUCAGUUCUUCUCAGACAGUGAUCGAGUCUUCAACUCACCUGCCUGCCCCGUUUUCCACGUUGGAGACAAGGACAGCUCUCACCUCCCUUGUACAACAGUAA